UAUUAAACAUAUCACAGGAAAUGCACACUUUUAGAUAAAACAGGUUUGGUUAUUUUUUUCAUUUGCUGCGUGAUUAAUCCUUACUCCUCUCUCAACAAUCCGGCGCUAAAUACUGUAUAGGAAAACAACACAGUAAUAUCGACCGAUCUCUUUCGUGUGGGGAAUGUGGUGAGCAGUGUGUUAGUACAACGUUAUCAAAUUCAACAUGACUGCUUUUUUGCCACCAAAUUUAUUAGCACUAUUCGCCGCCAGAGAUCCAAUACAGUAUCUGCCACCGGCUACCAAGCAAGGUUUUGAAAAAAGACGCGUGCCAUACGCCGGAGUUUCUGUAUUCUUAAAGGAAUUUGAGGACCCAAAAGACACCCCACCACCUACCAGGGUAGAAACAAAAGAUGAAAGAAAAGAAAGAAAGAGAAAGGAAAGAGCUGAGCAGAUUGCUUACAAGUUGGAACAGGAUCUAGCCUUGUGGGACCCUAGCAAUGCCGCCAGUGCCACUGGAGAUCCAUACAAGACACUUUUUGUGGCUCGAAUCAAUUAUGAUUCAAGUGAGUCCAAGCUACGCAGAGAAUUUGAAGUGUAUGGAUCAAUUCGAAAAAUUUCAUUGGUGUCAGACAAAACUUCAGGAAAACCAAGGGGAUAUGCAUUUAUAGAGUUUGAACAUGAGAGGGACAUGCAUUCUGCAUACAAACAUGCAGAUGGAAAGAAAAUUGACGGAAGACGUGUUUUGGUUGACGUGGAAAGAGGAAGAACAGUCAAAGGUUGGAGGCCAAGAAGAUUAGGAGGUGGGUUAGGAGGAACCAGGAAAGGUGGGCCUGAUGAAAACACUCGCUUUUCUGGACGAGACGAGUUCAGCAGUAGUUCCUACCGUGGCAGAGAGGAAUCUCCUGCCAGGGACCGCAGUCGCCGACGAAGUAGAAGUCGAGAAAGACCGGCGAGGAGAAGUCGAAGCAGAGAGAGACCGCCAAGGAGAAGCAGAAGCAGAGAUAGAGAAAGGCCCAGAAGGGAAGAGCCAGGAGAGGAAAAGGAACGCAAGAGGAGCAGAAGGAGUCGAUCAAGAGAAAGAAAAAGAAGCCGAUCUCGUGAAAGAAAGAGAACCAGAAGAAGCAGAAGUCGCGAUCGCAAGCGAGAUCGGGAAAGCAAGCGAGAUGAAGGGGCGGAUCAAGACUUUGGCGAGGACGGGGUCCCAGUUGUUAAGGAAGAGGAUGUCGACCAGUACACAGGGUACGGAGGGUACAACCCUGAGGACCAGAAUGGGGGCGAGGAAGAGGAGGGAGCCGAAAAUGAGGAGUACGAAGGGUGAAGGAUUGCAAUGGAAAUUUUUAUUUCUCCUAAUAGACUUUUCUCUCAGUAUGAUUUAUCCUAUUUCUGUACAUUGUGAAAGAUCUGUUUACUUUGCAGGAUCAUGUCACUAUUGGUCCCCACAUGUUGUCAAACAUGUUUUUUUUAAAAAGAAAUAAUGUUUUACUUGACACAGAUGUUAAUAAAUGUUAUGCCUUUGUUUGAAACAAUUAGUAUACAAUAUUAAUGUUGUUUAUUACUGUUGUCAUUUGGUUAAGUGAAAUGGCAUUGAGGGAUCAUGUAUCCAUACUCACAAAUGGGAUAGAGUGCUCACAGAGCAGAUCUUGUAUGGAGUUGACUUCAUGUGCUUGAAUAAAUUUUGGAAAAUAA
Magallana angulata is the source of this 1668-nucleotide messenger RNA. RefSeq names its product U1 small nuclear ribonucleoprotein 70 kDa-like. The transcript is spliced from 11 exons. Lineage: Eukaryota; Metazoa; Mollusca; Bivalvia; Ostreida; Ostreidae. Gene Ontology annotation, biological process: mRNA splicing, via spliceosome. Gene Ontology annotation, molecular function: mRNA binding; U1 snRNA binding. The record is from RefSeq and is a predicted model, not a curated record. Gene Ontology annotation, cellular component: U1 snRNP; precatalytic spliceosome; U2-type prespliceosome. The coding region runs from base 206 to 1300 and encodes 364 amino acids.